Messenger RNA from Hypanus sabinus (Atlantic stingray), 1338 nucleotides. RefSeq names its product EEF1A lysine methyltransferase 3-like. Bases 471 to 1166 code for a protein of 231 amino acids. Gene Ontology annotation, cellular component: cytoplasm; cytosol. The transcript is spliced from 7 exons. Gene Ontology annotation, biological process: peptidyl-lysine methylation. The record is from RefSeq and is a predicted model, not a curated record. Gene Ontology annotation, molecular function: protein-lysine N-methyltransferase activity. Lineage: Eukaryota; Metazoa; Chordata; Chondrichthyes; Myliobatiformes; Dasyatidae.
AUGAGAUUAAGUAUACUUCACCUGAUUUAAACGCGCCAUUUUCAAUAUGAGGUACAAUCCGCUUUAUUAGGCAAGCACGUUCCAACUGACCCCUGGAAGAUCUGUUCUGAACGUGUUCAUCGUCUCCGGUGUCGCUCCUUUAUAUCUGCUUAGUGACUCAAAGAAGGUAACAGGAUAUCGGCUCUACGGUGAUAAGUACUGGCAAUUAGAGGAAAAGCAAGGAUAGAGCAUGGGCCUGUCCAAUUCUGGCAGAAGAAAGGAACCAUCCUGUCAGUCCAUAGCAGAGUAGGCAUUACACAGCAGCAAGGGCCGACCUUUAACAAUGAAGCAGCCCUUGAACCUCCAGGCAGGCUCAGAUAGGUGGAACUCCAAAUGAUCCAAAUGAGGAAAAGAUAUCUGGCCAGGAUCUCCCUGGUGAUCAGAAUGGAACAGCCAAAAAUCAGGGAAGUGUCAGGAGAAUUUGGGGGAAGAUGGCAAGAAACCAGCGUCAAGUGAAUUCUGUUAGCAAAUGUCUCACGAUUGACAGCCUACUUCUGAAUCCGCUUCGAAGGGAAAGGCAGUUCAAAUUCUGUGGAUAUACUGUAAACAUCACUCAACACUUCGGCAGCAAGUUGGGGUUCUCUUCUUCUGUCUGGGAAGCCGCUCUGGUUCUCUGCCAGUACUUUGAGCGGGAAAAGAUCGACUUUUCCGGGAAGAAGGUGAUUGAACUCGGAUCUGGCACUGGAAUUGUGGGAAUUCUCGCUGCCCUGCUUGGUGGGGAAGUUACAAUGACAGACAAAGAGGACGCCUUGAGCCAAAUAGAAUAUAAUAUCUCCAUCAAUAUCCCCUCAGACUGCAGACAUCGAGCUAAAGUCUGUGCUCUAAACUGGGGCAAGGAUCACGUCAACUUUCCAACUAGCUAUGACUUUAUCUUGGGCUCAGAUAUAGUGUAUACUUCCCUGACUUACCCUUUGCUAUUAAAGACUCUGCUACACUUCUCCAAAGGGACAGCUAUCAUCUACCUCUCAACAAAGUUACGGGAAGGAAAUCACUCCAUCCAUUUCCAUGAGGAGCUUUUGCCUCAGUACUACAACUGCCAACUUGUUCACAGAGUUGAGGAUAAAGAAAUCAGCGUGUACAAGUUAAGCACAUUGAAUUCAACUGUCAGUGACGAUGUGCCUGCGUAGGCAAAAGGAGCUGCCAGUCAGAAGAUUUUUGAGCCAUUAUAACUUGAAUAAACAUUCAGUUAAUCUGUAGGGUGAUUGGUCUUUAUUUAUUGGGAACUUUUUUUGUGUGUGCAAACAGUUCUUAUUAAUCAUUUAAAAUUGUAUUUGAACAAAAAAUGCUGCUUUCGUCAUA